This is a messenger RNA of Postia placenta MAD-698-R-SB12, 2362 nucleotides long. RefSeq lists its product as hypothetical. Gene Ontology annotation, biological process: regulation of transcription by RNA polymerase II. Lineage: Eukaryota; Fungi; Basidiomycota; Agaricomycetes; Polyporales; Adustoporiaceae. The transcript has 6 exons. The record is from RefSeq and is a predicted model, not a curated record. Gene Ontology annotation, cellular component: nucleus. The coding region runs from base 1 to 2229 and encodes 742 amino acids.
AUGGUCGACAUUGAAAGUACGGGUUACGAUGAUUCUCCGCAUGCCAGCGGAAGCGGCGGCUCAGGUCUCAAGCUUGUUUUACCCUCCUUGAAGACUGUACAAGCAUUGAAGGGGAAGAAGAGGAAAGGCUUCAGCGCGGUGCACGAAGAGCCCCCGAAGAAGAUACCGAGACCUCCAAAGCUUAAGCCGCUCAAGGAAGUUCUUACGAGGCUCAUUGUUCAAAUCAAGAAGAAGGAUGACUAUGCAUUCUUCUUGCAGCCUGUGGACAUCUCGCAGGUGCAAGGAUAUAUGGACGUUGUUAAACGUCCAAUGGACUUUGGCACAAUGACUACGAAGGUGGAGAAGGGGCGUUAUAGGUCGCUUGAAGAGUUUGCUGAUGACGUGCGGUUGGUGACUACUAACGCUAAGAUGUUCAACCCGCCGGGGACAAUAUAUCACACUGAAGCGGAGCGGAUUGAGGCAUGGGCGCUCGAGCAUGUCGGCAAGGCGUCCUCAAGCGUCAUCGAGUAUGAGACCGACUGGAACAUUGAGAUAGAGCGUGAUGACAACGACGGGGACGUGCCCCCCACGGCGGAGAAGGGUACACCUAUGGAGGGAGACGAUAAUGGGUCGGUUGCGUCCGCCCAGACGCCCGUGGUGCAGUCGCAAACGCAGCCGCAAGGUGGGGGCAGGCGGCGGGGAGGUGGAGCAGCGAAGAAGCCCCCUGGUGCCCUGUCGGAAAGCCUGGAGGACGAUGGUGGGCUUCCUGGAGCCAAGGAAGGCUUAGGCGCGUUCCCGCCAGGGACAGAAUGGGCGGACCUGAUGCUAGCAUUGAAGUUACGUGGGAAGCGGCAUCGAACUAAGAAGGAGCGACUACGUAUGGAAAAGGGUGGCCCGCCGUAUCGCGCAGACGCUAGUUUGGAUUUUACAGAACUUGAUAACCCUUUCUCUGUCCUCUCAUUCUUUGCUCCUGAAUCCCUGUCGCGUCCCUCCCUAACCCCACUUUACCCGCGCCCUCCCGACUCAAUCGAAGGCAUGAUCAAUCCGCCUGUCAACAUCACUCCCGCCACCACGAUCCCUGCACUUACUUCUCUCGCUUCCCAGCCUUCCUCAAGUAAAGGGAAACUAAAGUCGAAGCCAAAACGGCGCCACUGGGUUAUCACACGCACCGCUCCGUCGCGAAAUCGGCAACAGCGCGAUGAGGAGGAAGAUGCUGACGUCCCCACAAGGGAACCAGCCGCUGAGGACUUCGGUACGUUCGCGACAUUAGGCAGUAUGCUGAGUGCGCAACAGCCGGCUCGAUACGGCACGAAGGACAAGCUCUUUGAGGCGAUACGGGCCAGUGUAGGUGUACAUGCGAAGGCGCCAGAAGUCGAAAUACGAGAGCCCGAAGACUACUGGCGAGGGAAGGGCACGGAAGCGGAGCAGUACCUUCGAGACGUGGUGUACGGUGGAAUAGACGGAUUCGCAUACGUACGUAGUCUGGCCGAGUUCACAUGUCUGGAUGAACCUCUGGAGGACACCGGAGAGCAGCCUGCACCCUCGCCACUUGGCGUGCCGCUGGCACGAUGGGUCGAACAACACAUCGUCGACCCGCUAACCGACGGGCGCCACCGUCUCCUCAGCGAGAUCACGCACCGCUUACAAGAUCCCCGAUUCCCCGUAUCCCCCGAUGUAUCUAGACAACUCUCGCUGUCGCUCGAGGCGUAUCCACGCGCGGCGCUGGAGCUUGCCGAGAUGCGGUGUAUGAUGCGCGACACGAUCGACAUGACGCCGCUAAUCCGCCGACCGGAGGAGCUGUACCAGGUCGAGGAAGCCUGGACUGGGAAGGCGUGGUGCGAGGCGCGGCAGCGGCAAGAGGACAGCGCCCAUCAGGGCAGCGCAGCGGAGUACUUGCAAUAUGCAAUCGCGAAGCACCAGGAGGGACUCACAGGUGCGGCGCAGUACGAUGCAGGGCUGCUGCAAUACGUUUUAGACCAUGCUGCGAACAUCAUCGACGAGAUAAGGCAGCGCGGGACGGGUGAUGCCGUGGCAGCGGAGCAGAAAGACAAGAGGGAAAUACCAGAAGACCCCGCGGCUGCCGGUCGUCAGGAGGAAGAGGAAGAGUGCGAGGAGGAUCCCGUGAUGCGGCAGCUGCGCCUGGACCUUCUUGGCCUUGCAAAGCGCGCUCCCUUGGACAAAAUCUCAAGGCUGCCCGCUAAACUAGUUCCGGAGACUCUUCGACACAUUGUACCUAUCAUUGAUUCGUGAGCAUUGUUGUACAGGAUGUACGGGCGCGAGAAGGCUUGUAACUGUGCGAUGUAGCAUACCAGUUCAACAUGUAUUAUACCCGUGAGUCUGCUGUACUCACAUAUUUUGGGUUGAUGUAAUGUUAAAUUACUUA